Molecule: messenger RNA, 4664 nt
Organism: Orussus abietinus
Lineage: Eukaryota; Metazoa; Arthropoda; Insecta; Hymenoptera; Orussidae
Exons: 2
Coding region: 493-1827 (444 amino acids)
Source: RefSeq, a predicted model, not a curated record
GCUAAGACCCCUCCGCCUCCUGAAAGUACCUUGGGCACCUUCUUGGAGCGUUGUGAUGGCUUCAAUAAGGAGAUCAAUGUGUACGAUGAAUUAAUCCCCCCUGCAUUUAUCUUAUACACGCAGAUCUCGAUCUCGGAAGUUCAGAGAGGUCACCUCGUAUUCCUUAUUCAUUAUCGCAUAUCGUCGUGUAAUUAUUCAGGUCAAAAAUGAUCAGCGAGUCGCUAUCAGUGCUGUUGCCUUGAAUUAUGAUCUAUUAUUGCGCUUCCAGUUCAAGUUGAGGUCCGAUUCUUCCAUAAGACAGAAGCAUUUCUAUUCGUCAACUUAAUAACGAAAUCCAUUGAUGGAUUCAACAGUUCCAGUGAGUGGUUAGUGUUCAAGCUUUCAAGAACAACGAGCCGACUUUGCCGUCACUGAAUCAGCGAGGUACCCCGAAAAUACCGAUCCUUACUGGACGGAGAUUCUGGGUGGAGCUAUAAUACAUCUAAUUGCAAAAUGACAACAUUAAACGAGGACGUUAACUACAACCGGGUGGCACGACACAACACACCAACGAUUUUAACCGAAGAAGAUAUUAGGAUUGUUGUGUCACGAAAGUUAGGUAAUCAGCGUUUUCGGCUGCUAAGUUGGAACGUUUCAUCGUUCAACAAGGGAUAUGGGUUCCUGGGUGCUUAUUUCAAUGUAACUGCUAUGGUUUCGGUGGAAGACAAUGCAAAUGUCGAGGAACUCAGGUUCUUCGCUAAGACCCCUCCGCCUCCUGAAAGUACCUUGGGCACCUUCUUGGAGCGUUGUGAUGGCUUCAAUAAGGAGAUCAAUGUGUACGACGAAUUAAUCCCUCACAUGGGAGUGGGCUCGGGGGGGAAGUGGUAUGUGGAUUGUUAUUUUUGCAAGAAAGACCGAAUUAUUGUUAUGGAAGAUAUCACGGUCCUGGGAUAUGUCAUGCCGGAUAAAUACAAGCCCUUGGAUUUCCAACACACCGCACUUAUGCUCAAAGCAAUCGCCAGGUUGCAUUCAAGGUCUUUGAUUCUGGAUGAAAGACUACACUUAAAUGGCCAAAGCAUUUGGAACCUAUAUGGCGAAAAACUCGGAGAGGUGAUCUUCAGGAAAGACAAUUCCGCUUUACGGAUGCUGGACGCCACACUUAUGGGAAUUAAUCGUAUCAUAGAAGAAGUCGGAAGGAUAAAAGAAUUCAACUCACACGAAGUGGACGUUCUGAAGAAACGAGUCAAGACCUGGUCUUAUAAAAUGUCACACCUUCUCUCCCCUUCGGCAAAAUACAGGAAUGUAAUAUGUCAUAGAGACAUUUGGGCGAAUAACCUGAUGUUCAAGUACGGAGCUGAUGGAAAUCCUCAGGGUUGCUGUUUGAUCGACUUCCAGUUGUUUCGUUACUCCCCACCAGCUAUCGAUGUUGAAUUAUCACUUCAUGUCAACACCGAUAGGCGCACAAGGGAUGAAUACUAUGAUAAUUUUAUCCGAAUCUACUACACAGAGUUGACGGAGGCUUUGGCUGAGGAGGGUCUCGACGAAAAGCAUUGUCUUCCGUGGGAGAUAUUCAAGGAAACCCGACAGUUUGCGAAGAAUGUAGCCCUUGUUUUCACUCUUUUGUGUCUACCAAUAAUGCUUAUUGGUUCUGGGGAACUGAAGUCCUGCUUUGAUGGACCACCAGAAGUUUUGGAGGACUUCAUCUAUAGGAGUGGAAAAGCGAAUUUGAUGAGUUAUCAAUUUGCUACCAUCAAACCAUAUCAAGAGCGAAUGAUCGAGUGUGUCCUGGAAGUGUGGCAGCGUUUGCCAGAUGAACCGUUUCUGUUACCGAAUUUGCACCAACAAUGAUACUUAAACAUGAAGGAUUUUACAUAUUUCUCAAAAAGUCCGGCCAUUUAGUCGAUCCUGAAUAUGUUUAAAAUACUGCUUAAUAAACUAUAGAAAAAUUGAUUGAGUAAUUUCCGAGAUUAUCGCAAAUAGGCAGACAAUUCAGACGUUGUCUUUUAUACAUAUUAGGAUGUAAAUCAACGUUCUGAUGUUCAAGUACGGAGCUGUUAGGAACUCCAAGAAUGACCGUUUGGCUGAUUCCCGGUUCCGAUACUGUUCACCUACCACCGUUCUCGAGUUUCUGCUUAACAUUAACAUCGAUAGACGCAAAAGUGAUAAACGUUACUUAUUACCCAAGAUUGAGGGAGGUUUUAGCUGAAAAGGGUUUGAAUCCCCCUCUUGCCUCCUAAGACUUCCUGGAAGAUCAGCCGUCGAAACUCAACUGACUUCGAAAAAACAGAUUUCAACUUCUAGUGUCCCUCUCUCGCCCCCUGAGACUUCCUGUAAGAUCAGAAGCGGCGGACUCGGCCGGCGAGAGUCUUCACACGUUGUUCAUCCUUCUCAAAAAAAUCCUACGAUCCAGCAAUAAUGCUUAUUGACUCUGAAAACUUGAAGUCCUACUUUGGCGGACCACCAGAGGAUUUGGAGGACUAUCUACUGGACUGGAAAAGUGGAGUAGAUGAGUUACGAAUCUUCUCAGAGAUGAAUGGUCUGGUCCAAUUUUGGGUCCGGCAUACGUGGGCGUGUGUGCGUUUUAUCUGGCCGGAGAAUUGACCGUUCCCUUUAUUUAUGUCAGGGAAAACAGAUUUCGCUUUUUAGCGUCCCCCUCUUGCCCCCUGAGACUUCCUGCAAGAUCAGACGCGGCGGACUCGGCCGGCGAGAGUCUUCACACAUUGUUCAUCCUUCUCAAAAAAAUCCUACGAUCCAACAAUAAUGCUCAUUGACUCUGAAAACUUAAAGUCCUACUUUGGUGGGCCACCAGAGGAUUUGGAGGACUAUCUACUGGACUGGAAAAGUGGAGUAGAUGAGUUACGAAUCUUCUCAGAGAUGAAUGGUCUGGUCCAAUUUUGGGUCCGGCAUACGUGGGCGUGUGUGCGUUUUAUCUGGCCAGAGAAUUGACCGUUCCCUUUAUUUAUGCCGACUGCAAUCAAUGUCCGGAUACAAAGGCUCUUACAUGGGUGUCAGCUAUAGUUAGCAGUAGGACCGAAGGGGUUAAAAAUGUACAUGCAUAGAUUAGUUGGGAAUCAGAUUAUACCUGAUCAAUUUCCACAAUGUGUUCAUCAACAUGUUCCCAACUCAUCGGUAACCGCUUCUCUCCUCCGAAUGCACCCAAUGUCUAAAAUUUCGUGAUGUCUUCUUACCAAUAAUUCAUAACGAUCCUAUUAUCUUGGUUAUACAUACAAUUAAUUUUCUUACCGCGGCACUUAAAGGCAAUGCUGCUCACCUAAUUCAAUCAUUGGGUUUAUCGGAAGUAAACUAUUCAAUUGCAUGAAGACACUUAUGGAUCCCUACCGAAGAUUCAAAGGCUUUUCGUCCAUUUUGUAACGAUUUGAUAUUAUCCUGUGAGAUGAACUUUAGAAACGAGGACACAAAUAAAUAAGAAUAAACGAAAUAGUCUAAGAGGUCUCUAUAUUGAACAAAUAAAAUUAAACAAAUAAAUAAAUUAAUAAAAUUGAAUAAAUUAUAAAUGACAUAAAAGGAGACCGAGACAAAUACAGAAACGAACUUAGAAGAAUACAUGAGAAAAUAAUCGCACGGAAAAUAUAGCAACACAAGAAUAAAUAAAUAUAAGAAUAAAACGCUACGUCGGAAUGAAACGAUAUAUAAACAGAAUUUCAUUAUUAUAUAUAUUUAUUAUUAUAUAUAUAAAGAAUGACCACUACAAUUUUAAUACAUGCUCUCAUUUCGGGUUUGUGUCUCGCAUAUUUUGUUAAAUGUAAAGUGUUAGAAAAAGCUAAUACUGAAAUCAUUUAAAAAAGGGAUCAAAAAGGUGUCGAAGAUGUCGCAUUUGUGGUGGUUCUUUUGGAAUUUAUUUUUCAAACCACGUUUCAGAUUCUCCGCAGGAAUCCUCAGUAUUCUGCAUGUACCAGGAAGAUUUUCCUCUAUUGACUGCUUUGAAACUUUACCCCGAGCUCGAUGUCAACGGAAAAACAAAAGGUAGAUCGAAUAAGAGCAAUGGGGACACGAUUCCCCGACCGGCGAGACCGGAAAUGUAUUUCCUUGCAGUUGAAAACAGUUGGAAAACCGACGUCGUUGAGAGAAUCGUCACUUCGUGCUCGGAAUUUAAAUUCCCAGGACGAUCGUAUUGAUACGAACGGAAUGUUUCGGAAAGCUCAAUUUUGCAGAGCUAGAUCGAACGGAAGGAAACCGACCGUCAGCUUUUAAAGAAUUUUCUUUGGCUCCUUUAUCCUUUCGUCCUUAAGGAGCCAAGAAUUUUCUUUGGCUCCUUUAUCCUUUCGUCCUUAAGGAGCCAAAGAAUUUUCUUUGGCUCCUUUAUCCUUUCGUCCUUAAGGAGUCAAAGAAUUUUCUUUGGCUCCUUUAUCCUUUCGUUCUUAAGGAGCCAAAGAAUUUUCUUUGGCUAUUUUAUCCUUUCGUCCUUAAGGAGCCAAAGAAUUUUCUUUGGCUCCUUAAGGACGAAGAAAGAAUUUUCUUUGGCUCCUUAAGGACGAAGAAAGAAUUUUCUUUGGCUCCUUAAGGACGAAGAAAGAAUUUUCUCCCAAAGAAUCCCAAAAAAUCCUCCCAAAGAAUUUUCUUUGGCUCCUUAAGAUGUUAUGGAAGGUGUUGAGAAAUUUAAUCGAGGUCGACAACUUAAAAUUCAUCUAUACCCUUUUUGGUGGUAACGUUAAUAUGAAUACUCA